CUAAACCUUGCUCAUAUGUUUUGUUUCAGGGAUAUCGUGCAGCAGUUUGAAUAUUCAAAUAUUGGAGCUACUGAGCUAAUUCUGUCAAAUGGCAUGAGAGUUUGCUAUAAGUAUACGGACUUCUUCGAUGACCAGGUUCUCUUCACAGGGUUCUCAUAUGGGGGUUUAUCUGAACUGCCAGAAAAUGAAUACUUUUCAUGCUCAAUGGGUUCAACCAUCGCUGGAGAAAUUGGUGUUUUUGGUUAUAGACCAUCAGUUCUAAUGGAUAUGCUUGCUGGUAAGAGAGCUGAAGUUGGAACAAAGCUUGGAGCAUAUAUGAGAACCUUUUCAGGUGACUGCUCACCUUCGGACCUGGAAACUGCCUUGCAGCUAGUUUAUCAGCUAUUAAAACAGAUCCAAUUAGAAUUGUAUUUGGGUGGAAUUCCAAGACCUCUUGAACCCGUUUUCCAUUUCAGCCGUGAUGAUCUCAAAGGCUUGCCUUUCACUUUUCCUUCGACCAUAAUUAGAAUAUCUGGGGCUUUGACUAUGUUAAAUGAUGAUGUUGGGUUGAAGGAUGGGUCUGGGUGA
Messenger RNA from Camellia sinensis, 567 nucleotides. NCBI's taxonomy places the organism in Eukaryota, Viridiplantae, Streptophyta, Magnoliopsida, Ericales, Theaceae. The record is from RefSeq and is a predicted model, not a curated record.